Molecule: messenger RNA, 4547 nt
Organism: Lytechinus pictus (painted urchin)
Lineage: Eukaryota; Metazoa; Echinodermata; Echinoidea; Temnopleuroida; Toxopneustidae
Product: F-box/LRR-repeat protein 2-like
Exons: 11
Coding region: 155-1798 (547 amino acids)
Cellular component (GO): cytoplasm
Source: RefSeq, a predicted model, not a curated record
GUAUGACGUGAUCAUCUUCUAAAAAUAGAAUGGGAGUUCCUUGUUUUUAUAAAAUGGCCGUAACUGCCAGCAGCAUCCCAUAGGCAUAGCAGACGUUGUUAGCGUUAAUUUCAGUUGAGCUUACAAUAAAAGCCAAAUCCAAAAACUUGUCACCAUGGUCAAACAACUCAUGGACAUGUGUAUAGGCUGCAUAGCCCAGAACCUUCACGCAAUCAGCAACGUUGGCAAGCACCUUCCCACAUUACAUAAAGAGAAGAUUCUACAAUGGGUUGUCGAUCAUAACAUGCUGACUGCACAAUACUUGCCACACGUCACGUACCAUCUCUUCUCACCGGUGCUGAGGUCCAUCUCUUUCAACGAAUGUGAACAGAUUACCGACAAGCUCCUCGUUCAGCUCGAUGCGUGCAAAUGUAAUCUUGAGAGUAUCAAGAUUGAAGGGUGUAAGGCUACAGAUGUUGGUGUAUCAGCUCUGCUGAGCCAUCAAGUUGAACUGCAGAUAUUGGUAUUGAAAGAUGUAGAUGAAAUGACUGGAACAGGGCUAGAAGUACUCAGGUCAAAGAAAUUAAAAGAAGUCGACCUCUCCCAGUGCACAAACCUUAUUAACAAAAGCCUUGUACAACUUGUGACAAGAAAUCCAACAAUAUCAAGAUUGAAUCUAGGUUCCUGUUAUAAGAUCACUCAUGAGGUCAUCCCUACCAUCGCAGCAACUCUUUCUCAUGAACUUGAGCAUUUAGAUCUUAGUAGUAUCCACACUAUAGAAGAUGAAGAUCUUGUUGUUUUAUCACAGCAUUGUAAAAACUUACAAGGAAUCGUACUUCAUGGAUGUAACAGAGUAACCAGAACAGGAAUUAUGGCACUGAACAGAGAAUGCACCAAGCUCCAGCUCCUUGACGUCUCCUUCUGCUACAAGCUCCAGGAAAGCUCCAACAAGGAUUGCUUGACAGAGCUCCCUGUUAGUCUCAAGAACCUUGUCCUGUCUGGGCUUCAGCUAGAUGGUGGGGACAUCCAUGCAACAGUCUCUAGGUUACCCAAGCUAGACACUCUUAGACUAUGCGGGAUUAAUUCUAUUACUGAAGAAAGUGCUGUAAAGAUUUUUGAGACAGUUGGUCCUCAGCUGAUAAGUUUGGAUAUGACAGGAUGCCAUCAGAUCAUGACUGAUGAUAUCCUUAGACUCAUUGUCAAGAAUUGUAAAGCUCUAGAGGAGAUCUGUCUUGCAUUCUGUAUGAAGUUGACCGGUGAGCCGUUACGGAUGCUCUUCAGAGAUGCUGAAAGGUCUGGUAAUCUGACGCUGUUCAGGGUCAGUGGCUGUAAAGAUCUAUACCAUGACAUCCUAUUGGAUAUGAGUAAAGCCUGUGUAAACCUGACCAGAUUGUACAUGGCUGGAAUCAAGAGUGUUGAUGACACCUUGCUCUUCUCCAUUGCAAAUCAUAUGCCUCAUCUUAAAAAUAUCUCACUCAAAAGCUGCGUUGGUACAGUCGCAGACCAGGUGACGGAUAACGGUGUUGUUGAACUGACAAGAUGCUGCCCUCUGGAGGAUAUCUGCCUUGCUGGAAUCCAUAGCAUCACCGAUAAGAGUGUUUUUGCUCUGGCCAACAACUGCCCUGACCUCAAGACUCUCUUUGUAUCAGGAUGCACUAAGGUCACAACGCAAGCAACAAAUUACUUACAGGACGUGUGUAAUGACAAGGUAUAUGUCUACCAUCGCCUUCCUAAUGCUGAUCCAAACCUCGUCAUGGCCAAGAAUCUUGAUACAGGUGAAUUUUGCCAGGUUGAUCAGACAAAAUGGACUAUGUGGUAACCAUGACAAUGUUAUUUAGUUAUUUCAAUGUCUUUCUCAUGUCAUCCAAGAUCUGGGGAAAUAUGGGAAGCAUUUCAUGAAGCAUCUUGUCAGUUUUACUUAACUAAUAGCGUCUUUACACACGACUCAGCUCGAGUGUUGAAUCCUCAGGCAGAGUCGAACGCUGCGAAGAGGGUAAGUGUGGAAGCGUCUAUACUGAAACAAAAAAGGCGAGUUCGACACGGCCCACAGAUCAUGAACGGAAGUAGAAUAGAUGUCACAAAUAUGCCGUGUUUGACUGAGGUCAUGCGGGUUCGACACGGCUUUCUAUUUACACAAAAAAAAAUAUGCGAGUCUGACUCAGCUCGCGGGUUGAACCCUACGAUUUUGGCGGAUCAAAAAAAAAAGUGUUCGACAUGGCUCGCGGAUCACACUGAUCGCGUUUAUACAGCAUAAAGUUGCCAUGUUGAGCACAACUUGCGUGUCAAACCCUUGAGCCGAGUCACUGUGUAAACACGGUAUUAAUUGCUCCAAGCCAGCCAAUCAGAUGCUAGGAUUUCAGUAACUUAUUACAGUUGCCAGUGAAAAUCACUGAAUCUUCGCUUCAUGAAAUGCUCCUAGAUGAUCUUUGUCACCAUCUCAAUAUUUGAAAUGUUCAUCUUUAUAAAGAGCAUAAUGCUUGUAGAAUGUUUAGGGUUGCAGAGAUGCUGAGAAGUUUCAUUUUAUCUAAAGCUAUGCCAAAUCUUUCUGGUUUCAAAUAAUUUAUAUUUUUAAAAUUUUUUAUUAUUUUUUUUGGGGGGAGGGGUGGGAUUUUUACUCUUUAGGGCCCAUAUCUCCUAGUAGGCCCACGGGAGAGCAAGGCUUUUUCUUUCAAAUCACCUUUCAAACACUGUCAGUAAUACAGGAAAUUUUAGUGCCUCAAGGCAGGUCAGAUGGACACACAAGGCUUGUUGCUUUGGGCUAAUGCUGAGUCUGACAGGGAAUAUUUUUCUUAUGAUCAUUCAUUCCUAAUCUUCUAAUUGUAUUGAACUACAUAUGUGUUUAAUGAGAUUGUGGAAAAUAAAUUCAAUCCAAUUCAAUUCAAAUGAAAACUGGGCUAUUUUCCAUUCUUAUGAUGCUCCUUCUUUUAUUUUAGGGGCUAAAUUAGCUUCACAUCAUUUUUGGGGGCUGUUUUUUUCCUGCUUUCAAUUACAGAAUGUACAUGUGAUCUUUAUUAACUGGUUAUGUACUUACAUUUACUGAAAUUGUUGUACUUGUUACACAGUGACUCUCAACUUAUAUUCAUAUGAUAUCGUGGUAAAGGUCAUAUUCUUUGGUGACAUAUAUGGUAUAUUAGGUUUUACUAAACCACUAUCUUAAUGCUAUUCAUUUUGUAAAAAAAAAAAACACCUUUUUAAAAUCUGCGGUACAUAUCUUUACAUAUUUCCUGAAAAUAUAGUUCAUGUCUGAGUUCAUGGUCCUGUGACAUAAAUAUUUGCAAUCAUUUACAAGGAUUUAUUGGUUGAUAGCUAGUUGGACAAUUUGACGUUACUUGAAUGUAACAGUGAUCCUAAUUGGCCAUUGGCCUUUUGUGUUUGACCACAAAGAUGUUACCGGUCCCAAAUCUCUCUCUCUGUCUCUCUUUUUCUUUCUCUCUUCUUCCUUGUAUUGAUAUUCAAAUAUAGUUGCUUUUACAAUUGACAGCAAACAUUUAUGUAACCAGUCAAAUUCUUCUCUUUUUCUACACCAAGUUGAAUAGUAAUUUUGAUUUAUAUUUGAAUCAUUCUACAUUUUUAUUGAUGAAAUGUGUUAUUGUAAUUUGUCACCACUGCGAUUCAUAUUUCUGUGGUGAAGAGGGAGACGGCCAUUGUUGAGAUUUCUUUCCUUAAUUGAAGUAAAUACCCUUCUAAACCUACAACUGACAUCCAUUUGUGUACAUGGGACCACUGUAAGUACCAAUAUUCCAUGUUUAUUUACUUCCGUAUUUGUUGCAUGUUCAUCAUUUUAUAUUUGAUAUACUCAUGACUAAUCCAGUCAUUAAAAUAAUUAUUGUAACGUUAAGUGCAAUUUUCUUUUACUUUCCUAUCUCUCCAGCUUCUUAUGGUUUUCUUGUUAAGUCGAGCAAAUUUUAAAAAUAGAAAAUACUACUCUGAUUUCAUACUUUACAUUUUUGAUAGAAUCAAAAUUUUAAUAUAGAAAUUCGUUUCUAAUUGAAGUUAAUAUUAUAAUUCAUAUAAUUGUUGAAAUGGCUCAGUUAGAUGGAAUAUUAUGUCAAUUGAGUAUAGGAAAUUCUUGUCUCAACUGUCAAAUUUCAAUCAAUAUUACCAUAUGUUCUUGUAUGCCCACUACACCUGAUAUAUAUUAUACUACUUUAUAUUCAUAUCAAUAUGAUUUCUGCUACCAUACUGUUCUUGCAUACUGUACAGUAUAUCAAAGUGUCUCUUUGCCUAUUCCAAAGGCCCUUUUUAUAUAUUUUUUUAAUGCCAUGGUUUGUUUUUACCAAGACUCACUAUUUGCUGAUGCUAAUAUUACAUCUAUGCUUUUAAGAUCCAUUUAAAGCUUAUAAGCAGUUGGUGUAUUUCUCAGAUCACUCUCAUACCACAUGGUCUAAACCCAUUCGGUCUUCUCUAAAUCUUUGGUCUGAUGACCGUUUGUUCUACACUAUACUUGGUCGUACAAUGUAGUCUAAUUCUAUUUUUUCAUCUAAUACCCAGAUGGUGUCAUUUCCACUUCAUCUACUAAUUAUUUUGCACUCUUUCAAUGAAAAUUUGAUUCAUACACAGUCCAUCUA